AUUAUGCUUUCGGGUGUCUCGUUCUCUGCCCAUUAGGGUAAAUACGGUUCAUAAUACACCCCCAAAAAUGGUGAGACGUCGAAAAGCCUCCAAUAACCAUCCUGAGUUUUUCAAAGUUUAUUUUCCCGAGAAGAGCUCUCAGCAACUGUGUGUGCCACCAGCUUUUAUCAAGCAUUUUAAUGGAACAAUACCAACUAAGGCCAUCCUUAAAGAUCUCAGUGGGAAAUGUUGGCAUGUGGAGAUGGAAGAUGUUGAAAAUGGUGUCUUUAUUAAGAAUGGCUGGCAAUGCUUUGUGAAUCAUUAUUCUGUAGAGCUCGGAGACUUCUUAGUUUUUAGAUACAAUGGAAAUUCUUUAUUUAAUGUUAGAAUAUAUGGUAGGAACGGAUGUGGGAAGGAAGAUUCUUUAGCUAUUGAGAAGACUCUCACAUGUGUUAAGAUUGAAGAAGAAACAGAAGCAGAGCGGACUUUUCCCAAGCACACUAACGUUCGCAAGAGAAAGUAUUCCGAAAUAAGCUGCAAAAGAUCUCCAAGAUCAAUAGGUUUACUUGGACCAAUUCAGCUUAGGCCCCGAAGAAUUGCUUCCGAAAGCAUUCAAGAGCAGAAGGUCUCUGAAACAGCAAAGACGACCUUACCAAAAAAUCCUUAUUUUAUUGCAACUUUUCGUACGUCAAGGACAUACGCUCUGGUUGAUUCAGCAAUCAAAUGCUUUACUGUUUUCCAAGAUUUUAAGCUAGUAUCAAGGCUUGAAAGGAGGUUCAGGGGAAAGAUGUUUGCAGAGAAGAACAUUCCUAAAUGCUUGGUGAACAAUAAUAAUAUUAACAUCAAGCCACAAAUGGUGUUCCGUGAUCAGAAUCAGAAGUCGUGGCCUGUGAGAGUUGUUUCAAGGAAGGAUGGUCGGGUGGAUUUUGCCCAAGGGUUCAGGAAAUUUUUGAAGGAUAACAGCCUCAGGUUAAAUGACAAGUGCAUAUUUGAGUUCUUUCCUGGUGGAGGAAGAAGCAGCAGCAAAGAAAUUCAGGUACAAAUUAUCCGUGCAGGGGCAAGAACUCAAAAAAAGUCCAUAAGAAGAAGAGUCUGUGAAUUUGGGGCAUGA
Cornus florida is the source of this 1090-nucleotide messenger RNA. Its product is annotated as putative B3 domain-containing protein At5g66980. Gene Ontology annotation, molecular function: DNA binding. The coding region runs from base 68 to 1090 and encodes 340 amino acids. The record is from RefSeq and is a predicted model, not a curated record. The transcript is spliced from 5 exons. NCBI's taxonomy places the organism in Eukaryota, Viridiplantae, Streptophyta, Magnoliopsida, Cornales, Cornaceae.